AUGAAUAUGUUUAACAACAAUACAGGGAUUUUCCGGGGUUUAGUUUCUAGCCCGGUGGCUCGGUUUUCCGAGCGUUCUGAUUCGCUUACCGGUUUCAACGAUGAUCUGUCUGAUGAAGAAAUGGGUAUAGARGAGCUUGAGAAGAAGAUCUGGAAAGACAAACAGCGUUUAAAGCGGCUCAAGGAGUUGGCGAAGAUCGGGAUCAGUGAAAGAUUGUUAAAGCAGCCUGAUGAUUGUCAAGAACAUUCGAGUAAGAGAAUGAUGUACAAGACACAAGAUGGUGUCUUGAAGUACAUGUCUAAGGCAAUGGAGCGUUGUAAAGCUCAAGGUUUUGUUUAUGGGAUCGUGUUAGAGAACGGAAAAACGGUAACUGGAUCUUCUGAUAAUCUCCGCGAAUGGUGGAAAGACAAAGUAAGGUUCGAUAGGAACGGACCAGCUGCUAUAAUGAAGCACCAAAGAGAGAAUUCCUCUGAUGGAAAUGAAUUAGGGUCUGAGUUUGAGGGGAGUACUGCGGAUAAGUUGCUUGAGCUACAAGAUACAACUCUUGGAGCUCUUUUAUCGGCGUUGAUGCCUAAUUGCAAGCCUCCUCAGAGGCGAUAUCCGUUGGAGAAAGGCGUGACACCGCCUUGGUGGCCAACGGGAAAAGAAGAAUGGUGGAAUCAAUUGUCUUUACCCGCGGAUUGGCGAGGACUUCCUCCACCUUACAAGAAGCCUCAUGAUCUCAAGAAGUUGUGGAAAGUUGGUGUCUUGAUUGGUAUAAUCAGGCAUAUGGCUUCAGACAUUAACAACAUACCGAAAYUCGUGAGACGGUCUAGAAGUUUGCARKAGAAAAUGACUUCAAGAGAAGGCUCUUUAUGGCUCGCUGCUCUUAACAGAGAAAAAGCCAUUAUUGAUCAGAAUCACUACUCUUUAAGCUACUCUAGAGAAGACAACAACAACACUUCUAGUCUUCUUGUUCCUGGAAGCGGCGGCGACACAAAUCUUCUAUUUCCUGAAUCUGCAGAUUAUGAUGUUGAAGGGACUGGUGGAUCUAAUCUUCGAUUCAAUCCUCAAGUCCCUGAAUUUGGCAACUACAACAACUUCAAUUGUGUUUACAAGAGGAAGAUCGAAGAAGAUUUGGAGAUGUCAAUGCAUCCAACAAUCUUAACAUGUGAGAACAGUCUCUGUCCUUCUKGCCAACCACAAAUGGGAUUUCAUGACAGGAACAUAAGAGAGAAUCACCAAAUGACUUGUCCUUAUAAAGCCACUUCCUAUUACCAACCCACUAAACCCUUUGGUAUGUCUGGUUUAAUGGUUCCUUAUCCGGGUUAUAACCGGAGUCUUCAUGGAAGCAGACCGGAGAAUCAAGUGACAAUGCAGCAGCAGCAACAGGUUCAGAGGGUUCAAGACCUGUUUAAUCCAUCUAACAGACCAAAAGCACCACAAAGAGGAGGCAACAAUGGUUAUCUGUCUGAAAACCGGUAUGAUUUGGUUGAUACUGGUUUAGUCUUACCUAGUAGUACUGACUACAAUGGCAAUUUGGAAAGAGGAGGAAUGGUGAACAAUCAAGAGGAAGGCUUGCCCAUGGCUUGGGUUGAGUAA
Arabis nemorensis is the source of this 1581-nucleotide messenger RNA. NCBI's taxonomy places the organism in Eukaryota, Viridiplantae, Streptophyta, Magnoliopsida, Brassicales, Brassicaceae. The record is from the annotation of a GenBank genome assembly.